AAUUUUCUAAUGUAAUACUUACUUACACUUCUUUUAUUCUCUUUAGUCCUAGGAUAAUAAGUGCCAGAGGAGAAUGGAGUUUUAAUAUUGAGUGACUAAAACUUUGAAUAUGUUUUGAAAAAAUAUGAAUUUGUCUUAGUGGAUUUCUAUGCACAAUGGUGUGGACAUUGGUAUAAAUCAAAAAUAUAAUUUAGUCAUCAUUUAGCUCCAAUAUUUGCUUCAUCUGCAAGACAAGUAAGAAAUCAGAAUGUUUAAUUUGCUAAAGUAAUAAACUUGAUAAAUUUAAGAUCAAUUGUCCUUAAUAUGAGCAUUUGUGUAGAAAAUAUUAAGUUACUGGAUUCCCUACCUUAAAAUUAUUUGCGGAUGGAUAAUUAUAGAUGGAAUAUCCAGGUGAAAGAACAGAAAAAGCUAUUGUGGAUUGGAUGAGAAAGAAAACAAGUAAACAUUUUAUUUAUGAGUAUUUGCUUAGAUAAGGGAUCUAUUGAAGCUAAAUCAUUAGACUAAUUAAAGAAGAUCUCAGAAUCUCCAAAUUUAGUCAUGGUAUUCUUUGGUGAAUAGAAAGAAUCUUAUGAAUUUAUGUAAUACUUUUCAUUCUCACAGUAAUCUAAAUUUAUUAUGUUUUUAGAAAGAAUAAACAUAUCCCAGCUAUGCACACAUUUAAUUAAAAUUUUGCUAAUGAAAUGAGAGCUCAAGUACCCAGUAUCGUUAUUUAUAAACCAUAUGAUGAAAGAAAGGCUGCAAUUUAUGAUAAUUUUGAGAUUUCUUUCAUAGAGCAAUUCAUCAAAAAGCAUUCUUAUCCAGUCUUGAUGAAUUUCGAUAUAUAAGUAAAGAAUAAAGAAAUAAAUUAUUAGACAGCAAAAAGAAUAUUUAAAGGGGAUUAACCAACACUUUUCUUAUUAUAAAAUUCAUAAACAAAUUAAGCAGAAAAGCAUUUAAGAUUAGCUUUAUCUAAAAUCAAAGAUUAAAUUUUAAUUUGCAUUGCUAAUACAGAUAACAAAUAUGGACUGAGAUUGAUGUAAUAUUUUGGCAUUUAAAAUGGUAAAAAAUAGUUAUUAUAGUUUAGAUUAUCUCCCUUAAAUUGUGGCAUUUAAUCCAAUUUCUGAGUCUUUUAAUUUAUUGAGUGAAAUCACAAAAGAUGGAAUCAUUAAUUUUACAUAAUAAUUCCUAGGUCUCCAUUAGAAUACAUAAAAAUAAGACUUAUGA
This is a messenger RNA of Paramecium octaurelia, 1203 nucleotides long. NCBI's taxonomy places the organism in Eukaryota, Ciliophora, Oligohymenophorea, Peniculida, Parameciidae. The record is from the annotation of a GenBank genome assembly.